AUGAUUGGCAAUCACUAUGAUAUCCUAGGUGUUAAGAGAGAUGCAAAGUAGCCGCAAAUAAAGAAAGCAUAUCAUAAAUUGGCCUUGAGAUGGCAUCCUGAUAAAAACAGAGAAUAACGAGCAUUUGCAUUAGAUCAAUUUCAUCGAAUAAAUGAGGCUUACCACACAUUGUCAAAAUUAGAUUUGAAAAUACUCUAUGAUCAUUAAUUGUCUCAAUAUGAAUCGAUCGAGUCAAUCAAAAGUCUGAUAAACUUGUUGAAACAGAAUGAUUCAAAUGAUUAAAAUAAUGAUUUUGAUUAUUCCUACGAUAAUUUUUUAUCUGAAGAAGAACAAGAACUUCUACGAUAAUUUAAAUAAAGAAUCAACGAACCUGGCAUUUAAAAAAAAAUCAGAAAAUCUCACUGA
Messenger RNA from Paramecium tetraurelia, 405 nucleotides. RefSeq lists its product as uncharacterized. The transcript has 2 exons. The record is from RefSeq and is a predicted model, not a curated record. Lineage: Eukaryota; Ciliophora; Oligohymenophorea; Peniculida; Parameciidae.